This is a messenger RNA of Neogale vison (American mink), 9516 nucleotides long. It is a transcript of the gene SSH2, whose product is annotated as slingshot protein phosphatase 2. Gene Ontology annotation, molecular function: protein tyrosine/serine/threonine phosphatase activity; actin binding. NCBI's taxonomy places the organism in Eukaryota, Metazoa, Chordata, Mammalia, Carnivora, Mustelidae. The coding region runs from base 179 to 4504 and encodes 1441 amino acids. The transcript has 16 exons. Gene Ontology annotation, cellular component: cytoplasm. The record is from RefSeq and is a predicted model, not a curated record. Gene Ontology annotation, biological process: protein dephosphorylation; actin cytoskeleton organization; negative regulation of actin filament polymerization.
CAGUAGGCGAGAGUCCGGUGUUGGGUGCGGAGCCUGCGGCCGUUCCCGCGGCCUCCUCCUCCUCCCCGUUCCCCUCACCUCCAUCCCAUACCCCAUUCCCCAUCCCGGCUCCGUCACCCUCCCGCCCCCCACACUCAGGACAAGAAUGCCCUGCCCGGAACAACCUAGCAGCGCCUAGAUGGCUUUGGUCACGGUCCAGCGGUCGCCUACCCCCAGCACCACCUCCAGCCCCUGCGCCUCGAGUUCUUAUUUGGAAGACAGUGAAUCAGCAGUGUUACUUUGCUGUGAAUGUGAAGAAUCAGAUAUCUUUAGUGGUUCCAAUGAGGCAGACAGUGGGGAGGAGGAAUGCCGGUCACAGCCCCGGAGCAUCAGCGAGAGCUUUCUAACUGUCAAAGGUGCUGCCCUUUUUCUACCACGGGGAAAUGGCUCAUCCACACCAAGAAUUAGCCACAGACGCAACAAGCAUGCAGGUGAUCUUCAACAGCAUCUCCAAGCAAUGUUCAUAUUACUCCGCCCAGAAGAUAACAUCAGGCUGGCUGUAAGACUAGAAAGUACUUACCAGAACAGAACACGCUAUAUGGUAGUGGUUUCAACCAAUGGUAGACAAGACACUGAAGAAAGCAUCGUCCUGGGAAUGGAUUUCUCUUCUAAUGACAGUAGCACUUGUACCAUGGGCUUAGUCCUGCCCCUCUGGAGUGACACCCUAAUUCAUUUGGAUGGUGAUGGUGGGUUCAGUGUAUCAACGGAUAACAGAGUGCACAUAUUCAAACCUGUAUCUGUACAGGCAAUGUGGUCUGCACUACAGAGUUUACACAAGGCUUGUGAAGUGGCCAGAAUGCAUAACUACUACCCAGGCAGCCUGUUUCUCACCUGGGUGAGUUAUUACGAGAGCCACAUCAACUCAGAUCAGUCAUCAGUCAAUGAAUGGAAUGCUAUGCAGGAUGUGCAGUCCCACCGGCCUGACUCUCCAGCUCUCUUCACAGACAUACCAACUGAACGUGAGCGAACAGAGAGAUUAAUUAAAACCAAAUUAAGGGAGAUAAUGAUGCAGAAGGAUUUGGAGAAUAUCACAUCCAAAGAGAUACGAACUGAGUUGGAAAUGCAAAUGGUGUGCAACUUACGAGAAUUCAAGGAAUUUAUAGAUAAUGAAAUGAUAGUGAUCCUUGGUCAAAUGGAUAGCCCUACCCAGAUAUUUGAGCACGUUUUCUUGGGCUCAGAAUGGAAUGCCUCUAAUCUAGAGGAUUUACAGAACCGAGGGGUGCGGUAUAUCUUGAAUGUCACUCGAGAGAUAGAUAACUUCUUCCCAGGAGUCUUUGAGUAUCAUAACAUCCGAGUAUAUGAUGAAGAAGCAACAGAUCUGCUGGCUUACUGGAAUGACACUUACAAAUUCAUCUCUAAAGCAAAGAAACAUGGAUCUAAAUGCCUUGUGCACUGCAAAAUGGGGGUGAGUCGCUCAGCCUCCACUGUGAUUGCCUAUGCAAUGAAGGAAUAUGGCUGGAAUCUGGACCGGGCCUAUGACUAUGUGAAGGAAAGGCGGACAGUGACCAAACCCAACCCCAGCUUCAUGAGACAACUGGAAGAGUACCAGGGGAUCUUGCUGGCAAGCAAACAGCGUCAUAACAAGCUCUGGAGAUCUCAUUCAGAUAGCGACCUCUCAGACCACCAUGAACCCAUCUGCAAACCAGGGCUAGAACUCAACAAGAAGGAGAUCACCACCUCAGCAGACCAGAUUGCCGAGGUGAAGACCAUGGAGAAUCACCCACCCAUACCUCCCGUCUUUGUGGAACACGUUGUCCCACAAGAUGAAAAUCAGAAGGGCCUAUGUACCAAAGAAAGAAUGAUCUGCUUGGAGUUUACUUCUAGGGAAUUUCAUGCUGGACAGAUUGAAGAUGAAUUAAACCUAAAUGACAUCAAUGGAUGCUCAUCAGGGUGUUGUCUCAAUGAAUCAAAAUUCCCUCUUGACAACUGCCAUGCAUCCAAAGCCUUAAUCCAACCUGGACAGGCCCCAGAAAUUGCCAACAAGUUCUCAGACUUAACGGUAGAAGAUCUGGAGACAGAUGCCCUGAAAGCAGAUGUGAACGUGCACUUACUGCCUCUGGAAGAAUUAACAUCUCGCCUGAAGGACCUUCCCAUGUCCCCUGAUCCUGAAUCACCGAGCCCCCAACCCAGUUGCCAGGCUGAAGUCUCAGAUUUCAGUACAGAUCGCAUUGAUUUUUUUAGCGCCCUGGAAAAGUUUGUAGAGCUUUCCCAAGAAACCCGGUCCCGAUCUUUUUCCCACUCAAGGAUGGAAGAACUGGGUGGAGGAAGGAGUGAGAGCUGUCGACUGUCAGUGAUGGAAGUAGCCCCUUCCGAAGGGACAGCUGAUGACCAGAGAAGCAGCUCUUUGAGUAAUACCCCCCAUGCAUCUGAAGAAUCUUCAAUAGAUGAGGAACAGUCAAAGGCAAUCUCAGAACUGGUCAGCCCAGACAUCUUCAUGCAAUCUCACUCAGAAAAUGCAAUUUCAGUCAAAGAAAUCGUUACUGAGAUUGAAUCCAUCAGUCAAGGAGUCGGACAGAUUCAACUGAAAGGAGACCUCCUGUCUAACCCAUGCCAUACGCCAAAGAAGCAUACCAUCCAUGAGCUGCCCCUUGAGAGAGCGCAGGCCCUGGAAAACAAACCUGGAAGUCUGGAGCAAGGUGAGGGUUCCUACACAGCCCAGCCUGAACUAGCCAAAGACUCAGGGAAGUGGGACCUAGAAGGCUGCCUGACCACACACUCAUCAACUGCAGAGCUGGAAGAGGAGGAACCAGCUGAGGAGGAACAAGAACUUUGGGGCCCUGGAAUGCACCCAGGUGCCAAGUGGUACCCUGGGUCCGUGAGGCGAGCCACCUUGGAGUUUGAAGAGCGCUUGCGACAGGAGCAAGAGCACCAUGGUGCCGCGCCUGUUUGUGCCUCAUUGUCCAUUCGCAAGAAUUCCAAGAAUGAUUUCUCUGUCGCAGACCUAGCACCAAAAGGGAAGAGUGAUGAAGCUAGCCUUGAACUUUGUUUUGCCCCCAAGGAACCAGAGAUUAACAAGGGCAAAGGGAAGAGCAGUGGGUCCGAAGCUGGCUCACUACCCCAGUCUGAGCAAGUAGCCAUUGGUCCAGCACCUGAGCUGCUGCCGUUUCAAGAGCGCCCAGGGUCAGACACUAGAACAAAGCAGGAAGGAGUCCUGAAGGAGCAGAGGACUGUGGUUUCGUGCCAGGGCUCUGAGACACAGGCAGCCCCUCUCUCACUUCCCAAGAAGGUGGAAAUCAUUGAGUAUCCCCACGCGGUUCCAUCCCCCAAUCACCCUGGGCCAGGGGGUGAAAGAGCCACCAGCAUAAAGAAUGGGGAGCAGGGACUGAGGAAAGCGAAGGUAGAGGACUCCAUCCCCAUCCUCUGUGCACUGGAUGAAAAUCUGAACAGGACUCUGGGCCCCACCCAGGCUCCUCUGCACCCCAACGUGCUACCUCUGCCUCAUUCUUCCCCUCCUGAGCACGACAGUCCCACUGACCUGACCUCCACCCUGAGCAGCCCUGAAGCCUGGGAUGACAGCCUCUCGACAGCCCGGCAAACAGGAGCACCUUUUGUCAGUCGCACAACCCAUGUACCAUCUGCCAACUUGGAUCACGCACAUCCCCAGACUGUAGUUCACCUGGAAGGCUUCACAGAGCAAAGCAGCACCACAGACAACGAGCCCUCUUCAGAGCAGGGUAGCUGGGAAGAAAGUCAGGAGGGCCCCUUUUCCAGUGGCAAUGAAAUGCCAUACGAGGACUCCCAGCUAACUAGAGAAGACCUAAGCCAACUUGGUGACAAUAUUGAGGAGUUACAAGAAAAACCGGACCCACUUCCUGUAGCCUGUCAACUCCCACACAGCUCUAGUGGUGACAGCAUAAAGGGUCUCAGCCAUAGCCCCGGUGUGGUGAAGGAGCGCACUAAAGAAAUCGAGUCCCGAGCGAUUUGCCAGGGAGGGCUCACCAAACCAUCCCAAAUGAGGCAUUCAGCUUCCCUCGCCAAGUUAGGUUACUUGGACCUCUGUAAAGACUGUUUAUCAGACAGAGAGCCUCUCUCCUCUGAUCCCCCUCAUCUCAAACUGCUCCAGCCCUUCAACAGAACGGACACAGGCAUGCACGCCAGGGAGGCCCAGGAGCCCCCAGAAAACCCAGAUGCCCCCCAGAACCCAGAGCCCACCAAGUAUUUUAUAGAACAGCUCAAAACAACAGAGUGUAUCGCGCAGAGCAAGCCAGUGGAGAAGCCCAUUGUACAGUAUGCCAAAGAAUUUGGUUACAGUCAGCAGUGUUUGCUCCCCAGGGCAGGACCCGAAUUGACUAGUUCUGAAGGAGGCCUUCCUUUGCCACAACCCCAGGGACUGCCGCGUGCAGGCCCCGCUCCAGGGCUGGCUGUGGCACCCCGUCAGCAGCACGGCCGAACUCACCCCCUUAGGAGACUUAAAAAAGCAAAUGAUAAAAAACGGACAACCAACCCCUUCUAUAAUACCAUGUGAUUCUGAGCCUACAUGUGUGACUUUCUGAAAGAAAUGUUUGUAAAAGGGGCAGGUGUAAUAUGUAAGGAACAUGCACUUUAUGGGUUAAUUUUAUAAUAUUUUGGUCAUUUUACUGUUCCUGGCGCAUGCAGGGUUUGGGUUGGUUUUUUUCCCCCUCUGUGUAUGUGUGCGUGAAAGAGAAAAAGAGAGAUUGAUUCAGACAGCAAGACCAUUUUAGCAUUUUUUUAUUUUUAGAAAAAUUCAAACCUCAAAAAAAUACUCAUUUUCAAAGAGCACCUUUAUCAAAGGCAAAUUGCUGUUUUUCAGUCAGCUCCCACCUGCUCCUCAUUUGCCCUCUGAGAAAAAGCUUGCCUACUUGCUUGAGGAAGGAAGCAGCUGGGGAGGGUGGGGAUGAAGCUGGAAAUCGGAAAUGCUCCCCUGGGCCUGUGUGAUGAUGGUUUGGGCUUCAGACCUGAUGCAUGGGAUUGAGCUGAAGGGCCGCUGCAAGUCCACGUGCUCUCAGCCUUGGGCCCACUAAGAGUUCCCAAGGUGGGCAGGUUCUGCUUUGCUCUCAAAGGGGGGGGGGGUCUUCCAGAAGCCACUGCUUCUGGAUUCCUGAGUCCAUCAUUACCGAAAGGCAGGAUAAUGGCUGGCUUUGUAUACUUACCAAGCAAAUAGGUCCCCCCCCACCCAGCACAUGAUUUUUAAAUUAAAAGUGAAUCUCAAAUGAAAUCUGAGAGAUCUGUGUCGAGGAAAGCAUAUGAGGAGGAGGAGGAGGUGUCGAGGAAAGCAUAGGAGGAGGAGGAGGUGAAGUCUUCAGAGGCUGCUGCCCAGUAUCUUCCGGGUCAGUAUCUUCCUCCACAUGGGCUGUCACCCUGGCCCUCCAUCCUUUCAACUAAAACAGAAUAGGGACAAGUUUGAAAAACAGCAAUUGAAAGUCAGUGUGUUCUUGUAAAAUGACUAUGUACGUAGGGUUUUAACACUUCCAUUACUUGAAUAAUUCUGUGGGCCUUCUGAGUUUAAUGGCCAUAUAUUUUUCCAAUUUACUUUUCUCCCUCAUGCUGUUUCUCCCAGUGCUGCCCUUUUUUUAAAAUUUCAUAGAUGAUAUUUGAAUUGUUACAUUACCUAUGUAUAACCUCCAUUGAACGCGAAGUUUUCUUACCGAUGUUAUCACUGUUAACACUUGACGUGGGUUGUUGUUUUUUUUUUUUCUGGAAGAUUUGUCAUUUCUCUAGUUUAUACACAGUAUUUAUGUACAUAAUGUCACUUUCUUACAGUGUUUUGUUGUUGAUGUCGUAGGAUCUUUUUGAUUUAAUCUUUGUAAGAAGGAUAAAGCUGCAACUGGAGAAAACAGACACCACAGAAAUAAAACUGAUGGGUGCUGGUAGGAAUCUGCAGAGUAUAUCGAUGGUGGUUUUAAUUGUUAAGAUGGAGACUUCUGAUCGCCAGCUGCUGCCAAAUUAUGUGUUAGUAACUUCCUCCUCAGAGAAACCCCUGAAGGCUCCCAUUAGAUCACAGUUUGACUGAAAGCUGAUUUCUCUUUGAGACUGAAAUCCCAGAGCGGGUUGUUUGCCAGGAGCUGAACCACAGCCAGGGAGUAUAUGUGAGUGAUACCGCUGCCCAGGGCGGAAGCUUCCGAUGGAGUGGGCUGCAGGGUUCAUGGGCAGGCAGGCCCCCCACCAAGGGCAGGCACCCACUAUUGACUCCACUUAGGAUGCUUUUGCUUCGUUGCUGUUGUGGAGCUCCUUGCCAUUAACAAGCCUGUUUAGCCAUUUUAGCCUGGAAUGAAAUACCUUCUGCAGCUCAUCAAAACUGAAGAGGUUUGCAAAUUUGCUUCCUGUUUGCUUUGGUUGAUGUCCACGUGGCUGAGAGGUUGACCAAGUACAGAGUUGGGCUUUGGUUUUUGGCUCAUCAUGGCACUGAGAGGAAAGACAGAUACCCAGACUGUCAAGGGGAUUGUCAGAGGCCAGAGUUUGGUCGGAAACAGAUAGUGGAGUGACCUCCAGGGGACAGAAAAGGUGGCCCGAGGCCAUUCAUAGGUGCUCCAGGGGAGCCGUGAAUCUGGGUGCUGUGUGGAAGUUGGUCAGGUCUCACUUCGCUGCCAGGUGGUGGAUUGGACAGAAACCUCCUGCUCUAAGUGUCUUUAUGAUGUAGUAAUUAUAUGUACCUGUGCUGUCUUUAAAUAGUUUUUUCCUUGAAUGUUCGAAUGUAUCCUCCACACACACUGCUUUGUGGUUGCUGGAUGUUUAAUGUGUUGUCAAGUGUUUUUGUUAGAUGAUGUGUACCAGUGUGAGGAGGCUUGCAAGACAGGGUUAUGAAUUUCCAGGGCUCAGCCUGCUAAACAGCCCUGCCUUGUUGAGCCAGUUCCACCACCGCCAAUACAAGAGGGAAAGGACAGGAAAUUGUGGCAGGGGUAGGGAGAGAAGGAUUUGCACUGAGGUGAAGAGAGUGGUGUCCCCUCAUUAACCCUUUGAAAUGGUGACAUCCCUCACAUAGAGAAUUAUAAGCAGGAUGGACAGUAUUACACUGUGCUCUCUCCUCCCCUGCAGCGGUGGUUAGUGCUCACCAUCCCUGCAUUAAGUAAUAGCAGCGGUGGGGAGAUCUUCUAAUGCUGUGAAGAAAACUUUUUAAAGAAAAAGGAAAUAGUCUUGCUCUCGCUUCCUUCUUUUAAGUAACAUUCUUGGUUAUCGUUUAAUUUACCUGCCUCAAGAAACAUCCUCCAUUCAGGGUCUGUAAUUCACCCAUGCUGUGGGGGUUUUGCCAGCCUCUCAAACCCCCCACAACUGAGGGUUUUUGUGUUAUGUGCAUAGCUGAGCAAUGCCCAGGGGAAGCACAUGAUGAGCCAUCAAGGACUUCUCAGACUUUCUUGUCCUCAGACUUUUUGAUAAUCUCAGGUGGCCUAUUUCCCUUUUCUGUUCAUGGAAAGCUCAGACCCAGAACAGCAGGUCCGGUGGUUUGACAGAGAUGAGUAGGAAAAGUCUUGACCUCUUGCUCAGUGCCUCUCUUUAUUUUGAAAACCACCGUAGUCUGACGCUCAAUUACCCUGGAGGAGAGAGAGUGAGAGAGAGAGUGUGUGUGCAUACACAGAUACACGCACACCUGUGCAAAAAUACUUUAAAAAGUAAUGUUUUGGUGCAUGGGGUAGAAGCCCCAGGAGCAUGCAACUUUUGAGCUGUAAUCUGGAGGGUUACCUGGUGAAUAGGAAGGAGAGAGACUUCAACCCUUUCUUGAUUUUAGAAACACUUAGGAGUAGUAUAUACUAUAGUAGACCUGUAGUACUGUAUUAUAGUAAUAAUCAUCUCUCCUCAUUUUUGUUGCCUUUCAGAGUCUUAAUGUUUGGGAUCAUUCUUAGCACCCUAGCUUCUUCAGGCUCUUGAGGUAGCAUUUUCCUGGUUCUGUACCUGUAUCCCACCCCUAUCUCAUCUGGGGAACUACAAAGAGCUCCAAGGACAGCCUUGAGAAUGAAAGCCCAGGCUCUGAGGUCCCCUCUUGCUCAAGGGCCCCAAACAGAGACUUUUGGAUAGACCUGAAGUUUCUCAGACAUAGCCACUCACAAAAAUCUUCAUCUGAUCCAUCUGAGGAUUUCAGUUUUAAAGUGAUCUAGGCAUGUUUGGUAGAGAAGUUUCUGUGGGAGUUUUUUUCUUUUACAAAAGCAUUAUGCAAAGAGGGUCACUUUUUAAGGGCAUUUUAAAACUUUUAAAUAAAGCCAUUCUUUGGCUCUUUUUGACAACUAUUUGUGGAUACUUUGUUUACAUUGUGAUAAUUAAAACACACAUCCUCUUGACAGCCGCUCCUCCCUUUCUCCAGGCACGCAGCCCUGGCUGUCCUAUGAGUCCUCUCACAGAGCAAGGCCUCCGUGGUCAGCCCUGACUCACAGGGGACUUGGGGGGGAUGGACCCGGAGCUGACUUCCAUCUGUGUCCUGCACUCCCCUUCAACACUCUGUGUGGAAUUAGCCCUUUCCUCAGUCAGUGAUGGUGUGUCUUACAGUGAUGGUUGUAACGGUGAAUGGCUAGUGUCCUUUUUGUCUCAGUUUGUUUUGCUUUUUGAUGGUAGAUGAAAUUUUAGCUCUUUCAGCACCAGUCCAACUUGACGGUAUCUUGGACUUUGUUUUCCCUCCCAGACUUAAAAGAUCAAGGCAUGUAUUAGGCAUAAAUAUAUUUGCUGCCUCAACUCAUCUGAUACCCAGAUUAGGAAACAGCCUGUCACCAAAGCAGAAAGCUGCACACUCCUAACCCCUGUCCCAGGCCUCUGGGGUCCCUCGAUGCCAUGGAGAGCUAAUGCAAGGUGCUUGUGUACUUUCCCAGCCUGGAAGUGAAGGGUGACUGGCCCUGGCUCCUGCUAUGAAAGAAAACCAGCCUCAUUUUCUCAGUGCCCCAGAGACCUAAGACAGGAUUUCUAAACUGGAAUCAUCCCUCACUGGCUUGAAGAUGCCUCAGGGGGUAUAUGACUAGUGCUGCCCUCUGGGUCCUCACAGGGACACUGGUGGCUUUGUCCUCUGUACAUAUGCAGAGCUAAUACCUAGGGCUUUAUUCAAGCUGAUGACCCAAUCUGGAAACUGGGUAACUGGCCCUGAAAUGAUUCUCCGCCAACAGGCCCACAGGGAAUUGUUUGGUUUUUGUGGUUUUUUCGGAUUUUGGUUUGCCUGGCAUAGCUUAAGGUGCCUUUUAUUUUUUUUUUCUUUCUACUUUAUUUUGUAGGACUUGUUCUAAAUGUAGAAAACAAGUCCAAAAGACUCUCCCACUGACUGUUACCUUUGCCCCAGGCCAGUCCAAACUUUUAUGCUCACAUUUUAUUAAAUAAAGCAGGUGCUCCCUGGAAUCUCUGGGACCUUUUUGAGGCAUUUGAAGCAGAAUAUAAAGAGUGGUCUCAUCUCCUUCCUUAAUCUUCCUGGUGGUUGGGAUGUUCCACUUGUAUCAUAGAUUUUUUUUAUUACUGAUGUGCUCUGCUGUUUUUAAAUGUGAACUUGUGCGCAAAUGUGCAGAUUCAAUGUUCUUGUUACAGAUUAAAUAAAUUUUUAUUUUGAAGAUGAAA